ACGACGCUGCUCGGGUGUCGCAGCUGGUGCUACGCUGAGCAUCACGGCCUGCUCGAACCGAUCCAUGAUAACGAUUCGAAAUCAACAAGGCCUGGAUCGCAGCGCGUGCUGCCGGCUGAACAGACGCGUUUGGGCUGCGGACUGUGAACAAGUGAAGUCCUCUUGAUUGUGGGGGAGAACACAAAAAGCUGAAUGGGUCGAUCCACCCACUGCCGGGGCGAGGGCUCGCUUGCGGACCACGCAGUUGGCUCACAGCCGCAUGAUGCCCCAGGCGCAGCGAUAAAACAACACGUGGCCAAAUGGGCACCAGGCCCAGACAAGUCCAAUCAACCGCUGUCCAAAACCAAAGGCAAGUUUGAUCACCCUUACAUCCCACUGCACCCGUCGCUCAACAAGCCCACCACCCAACAACACUCCAAUAUCUCAAGCGCCGCCGACCAGAACCAGCCAACAACCAGUCCAUUGUGCUAUCUCUUCGUGCCUUCAUGCCUUUCACUCUCUCGAACUCUCUCUCAAACUCUCUCUCUCUCUCUCAAGCUCUCUCUUCUCUCUCUCUCUCAAGCUCUCUCCUUCUUUGCUCUUUACUUCUCUCUUUCUCAAACCGACCAAACCAAUUCAUUUCAAGCUCUCUCUCUCUCUCUCUCUCUCUCUCUCUCUCUCUCUCAAGCUCUCUCUCUCUCUCGUACUCUGGUACAUCUUCAGAUGCUUUGCUGUUGCUUUCCUUGA
Molecule: messenger RNA, 726 nt
Organism: Monosiga brevicollis MX1
Lineage: Eukaryota; Choanoflagellata; Craspedida; Salpingoecidae
Exons: 2
Coding region: 193-726 (177 amino acids)
Source: RefSeq, a predicted model, not a curated record